UGAAUUUCAAUAAACAUUGAUCUCUCAAGAUGCGUAUUAUUUUCUUGGCCCUCGGUUGUCUAGCGGUUGUCGAUGCUUCUGCUGAGAAAGUCGUUGUGUGUUACUUUGGCAGUUGGUCGGUCUAUCGACAAGGAAAUGGAAAAUUCCAAAUCGAGGACAUCGAUCCAUUCCUCUGCACUCACUUGAUCUACAGCUUCGUAGGACUCAAGGGUGAUAGAAUUAAUAUUACGGAUCCUUGGCAGGAUUUACCUGACAGCGGGGGAAAGAAUGGAUUCGGGCGUUUCAAUGAUUUGCGGAAGAAAAAUCAGUUGUUGAAGACUCUGAUUGCCAUUGGAGGAGCGAAUGACAAAUCGGUAAAAUAUUCCAUAAUGGCUAGUGAUUGGGUAUCACGUGAGAGAUUUGCUGAUAAUGUUGUUAAAUUCGUGAAAAAAUGGGGAUUCGAUGGUUUCGAUGUUGACUGGGAAUAUCCAGGGCAGAAUGGAGGCGCUCUGGCAGACAGAGAGAAUUACACUGAGCUUUUGAAAAUUUUGAGAUCACGGUUUGAUAAAGAGGGAUUGAUUCUGAGCGCCGCUGUGGCUGCUGCUGAGGUUUCCGCCUCGAAGUCGUACAAUAUUCUUGAGAUCUGCAAAUAUUUGGAUUUUGUCAACAUCAUGGCUUAUGAUCUUCAUGGCUCUUGGGAAUCUGUCACUGGAAUCAAUGCACCACUUCGGGCAGCUUCUUCUGACACGGCCCAAAACAAGAAGUUGACUGUUGAAGCUGCAGUGAAGUACUGGUUGGAACAAGGUGCCCCGCGGGAUAAACUGGUUCUAGGGAUGCCCCUGUAUGGACGUACCUUCACUUUGACCAAUUCAUCGGAUAAUGGAGUUGGAGCACCUGCUCUUAGAGCUGGCAAUGCUGGGCCUUAUACUCUUGAGCCUGGAUUGCUGGGGUACAACGAAAUUUGCGAGAGGCAGAGUCAAGGGAACUGGACUGUCAUCUAUGAUGAGGCGUAUCAUGCACCUUAUGCUUGGAAAGGCAGCCAGUGGGUCGGAUAUGAUGACAUCAAAUCCAUCCGCAAGAAAGCAGAACUCGUCAAGGAAUUGGAUCUCCGUGGUGCCAUGGUAUGGAGUAUCGAGACUGAUGACUUCACGGGAUCCUGCGGUCAUAAAUAUCCUCUCCUCAAGACCAUCAAUUCAGUAAUAACAAUUAUGAAACCUCCGCCUUCUCAAUCUUCAGGGGAAAAUUCCUCUUCUCCUGUGUCCUGCAAUGGCGGAUUCUCAAAUAUGCACCAUUCUAAUCUAAUCGUUUUAUUAGUGACGACAUUCUCCCUUUAUCAAUAAACAACAAUUGAUAUUAUAUUGUUCAUAGAAUUUUUAUUCUACACCCGGACUAAACACGAGAUUCGUUCAAGGAAA
Fopius arisanus is the source of this 1394-nucleotide messenger RNA. RefSeq names its product acidic mammalian chitinase-like. The coding region runs from base 30 to 1319 and encodes 429 amino acids. Gene Ontology annotation, molecular function: chitin binding; chitinase activity. The transcript is spliced from 4 exons. Gene Ontology annotation, biological process: chitin catabolic process; carbohydrate metabolic process. The record is from RefSeq and is a predicted model, not a curated record. Gene Ontology annotation, cellular component: extracellular region. NCBI's taxonomy places the organism in Eukaryota, Metazoa, Arthropoda, Insecta, Hymenoptera, Braconidae.